AUGGAUAAACAAGUGAUGGGGAUUGCUGUGUCUCUUUCUCUGAACUUUCCAAUCCUCUUACUAGUUCGAAUACCACCACCACCACCACCUAGUGGCAAUGUUAUUAUUCAUCGAAACCGCCCUCCUCCUAUCUUAUCACCCCCAUCUCCACUACUACCGUCACCGCCACCACCAACCCCGCUGCAGGGCUCUGCUAGUGUUAAACCAGGGGCAUCAUCAGAAAUGGAUGUCAAUUCUUGCUUGCUUGCUUUCCUGCUGAUCCAUGCCCUUCUAUUUUCAUCACAAAGUGAUCUCGCAGUCCAGGCUGCUGAAUCUGUUUCUGGCUCAUUCUCGGAUCCAUUUCCUUCACAUGAUCUUUAUAAGUUGAAAGUUGUGUCCAAGAGGACUCAACGACCACCUCUACCAUCACCAAUGAUUCAUGCUCCUUAUCACUUUAAAAGUCCUCCUCCAUUUCCUCCACAACCAUGCCCGCCAUCACCACCACCACCACCACCUUCAUCUCUGUGGCAACCACCUCUGUGA
This is a messenger RNA of Theobroma umbraticum, 522 nucleotides long. NCBI's taxonomy places the organism in Eukaryota, Viridiplantae, Streptophyta, Magnoliopsida, Malvales, Malvaceae. The record is from RefSeq and is a predicted model, not a curated record.